AUGUCUUCAUAUUUAGUAACCUCGAUUCCUAAAUGGACUCCAAGUUCCAUCCCAACUCACACGGUGCUUACUUCGGUAGCUGCCACACACUCUUCGAAAUUGGCAAAGUCUUUAUCGUCUGCAACUGCUAGAUUGGCGACGGAAACACUCACAGAAAAUAUUCAGAGUCUUACAUGGGUCGUGAGAGGUGCUCAAGCUUCGUUAACCGUGAUUAGUGCUGAAAAUGUUUUAGCAACGGCCACAGAUUCUUCAGUCCAGGCCAGGGCAACCCAGGCUAUCUUCGACGCUACCUUAAACAUGAAAGAGCUCGUGGACGAACAAAAUUUAUAUGGGUACAACCUCAAUGUUGGUGCCAAUUAUUUUUUUCUUGUCGUCUAUGGAAUCAUCACUCUUUACUUUUUAUUGAUGUGUACCAUUUCACGAUACCAUUGGUUCAACAUAACGUUUUUGUUAGGUUACGGACUUGAAUUUGUGGGGUUCUUCGGAAGAAUCAAAAGUAUUCAUGAUGUAACCAAUACAAACUGGUACAUCAUGCAAUUCUUACCCUUGACUAUAGCACCGGCUUUCAUCAUGGCGGGAAUUUACUUCUUCUUAGCCCAACUAACUGUGGUAUACGGCCGUCAAUUCUCGAAAUUAAGGCCCAUGUGGUACUCAUACCUAUUCAUUUUAUGUGAUAUUGCAUCUCUCUUGAUUCAAGCAGCGGGUGCUAGUAUAUCUUCCGACACCUCUAACUCACAGAAAAUGGAGCAUAUAGGGCUUGACGUUGUCAUUGGAGGUGUUUCAUUUCAGCUUCUUGCCAUGACCAUUUUCAUACUUCUUUGGCUCGAUUUUUUCAGAAAAGUCUACUUUGCAAAUAACAGCGAUACGGCCACUAUGAACGCAACAUUCAAGAACUACCUCAGGAUGCAUUGGUCCACCGAGAAGGCUUAUAACUUUCAAAGAAAUGUGAGAGAACCGUACUAUAAUUCGAAAUUUGCCGAUAUCAGAAGUAGGAAACUUAUGAGAUACUUCCCACUAUAUGUGUCGAUUUCGUUGGUUCUUAUCUAUCUUCGGUGCGUGUAUCGGAUUGUGGAAUUUGCUGUUGGAUUUUCUGGCUUCAUCGUAAACCAUGAAGCAUUUAUGAUGGUUUUCGAUGCAAUGAUGAUAUCUCUUGCAGGUUGCAUUUACUUGUGUUUCCAUCCAGUGUGGGUUUUCGGAAGGCACAAUGUUCUUAAGAGAAAGCACAUUAGUAAACGCAAGGAUGUGGAAGAGGAAUUGAAAAGCAACAGUGAGACCGAAAUGAUGAAGGAUUUCGCAGACCCUAGUUGA
Messenger RNA from Meyerozyma guilliermondii ATCC 6260, 1308 nucleotides. RefSeq names its product RTA1 domain-containing protein. The transcript has a single exon. NCBI's taxonomy places the organism in Eukaryota, Fungi, Ascomycota, Pichiomycetes, Serinales, Debaryomycetaceae. Gene Ontology annotation, cellular component: fungal-type vacuole; plasma membrane. The coding region runs from base 1 to 1308 and encodes 435 amino acids. The record is from RefSeq and is a predicted model, not a curated record.